Molecule: messenger RNA, 2582 nt
Organism: Mercenaria mercenaria
Lineage: Eukaryota; Metazoa; Mollusca; Bivalvia; Venerida; Veneridae
Product: transcription factor Sox-11-B-like
Exons: 2
Coding region: 158-1315 (385 amino acids)
Biological process (GO): regulation of DNA-templated transcription; cell differentiation; anatomical structure morphogenesis
Molecular function (GO): DNA-binding transcription factor activity, RNA polymerase II-specific; RNA polymerase II cis-regulatory region sequence-specific DNA binding
Source: RefSeq, a predicted model, not a curated record
GUGAUCAAAAUAGUACUCUCAAGUCUUCCGAAAAAUCAUCUAUUAACUGUUUUCUCAAUUUAACGAGACCUUCGAACGAAGGUGCAGUGAUUUAUUCAGGGAUUUUUACUCAGUGAUUUAAUUUUCACUUCGGAUUUAAUGCAUUAACUGGGUGAAAAUGGUUCCACAAAACAGCCCAAGUGCCUCCAGUGAUUACAGUGACGAUGGAUUGAACAAUAAUCAGUCAGUGAUGUUUGGUUCACAAAUGAUAAAUCCGAACACCAACACACCGUACUCGGAUGCUACUAUGUGCAAAAAAGCUACUAAUCAUGUUAAACGACCAAUGAAUGCAUUUAUGGUUUGGUCGCAGAUAGAGAGAAGAAAGAUAUCAGAAGUCGCUCCGGACAUGCAUAAUGCGGAGAUCAGUAAACAAUUGGGAGCAAGAUGGAAAUUACUCGAUGAAAAUGACAGACAGCCAUACAUAGAAGAGGCAGAGAGACUGCGUUUAUUACACAUGCAGGAAUACCCAGACUAUAAAUACAGACCGAGAAAGAAGGCCAAGCCAACCACUACUAAACCGGAAAUUUCAAAAGGCAAAGUCACAAAGCCAAUAGCGAAGUCAAGAAAUGACCGGAAUCGUUACCAGAAGACCACCUCAGCUGUCAAAGCUGCUUUAUCGACACCGUCACAGUAUACUACCAGUUCCUUACAAUCCAGCAAUACUCAAAACAGCAGGCUCAAACUCAAAUUGACAAUCGAUGAAAAAUUUAAAGAGUGUAUUCGUGCUAGUAAAAACAUUCAGGUCCCAUCUUGUCAGCUUACACCGCCAGGUAAAGUUCCGGCAAGUCCUGAAUACACACCCAUGACCCCAGAGUCAACAUUUUACCCAGAGGAUCAUUAUGACACUCCAGCCCCCUCGCCCCAGGAGGAGGUGGCAGUUAUUGUGAAAACGGAAUAUCAUAUCAAUAAUAACAGUAUAAUUCAACAGCCAGAAGGCUCUUCCCUUGCAGAUCUGGAUAACCUCACGGACAUUCUGCAAAUGCCCUCAAAUUGGCAAAUGGAUAUUGAAAACAUGGAUUUAAGUAAACUCGCAGAUACUGACUUUCCCAAUUUCGACACAAACAUUCAGCCAGUGCAAAACGUAAACACUUCAAGCAUGGUACAUUCAACGUCCAGUGCAUUAGUCCAUAAUAGUGCUACAGUCAUUCUAAACACAAAUCCAUCUUCACAUUUCGAAUUUCCAGAUUACUCAACUGCGGAGGUUUCAGAAAUGAUUGGACUAGAGAACGAGUGGUUAGAAAUAUCAGCACUUGGCUCCCUUGCCACUGCUCACUAGACUCUUGAACAGCUCAAUUCAUUGUGUAUUUCCAAUAUAUUAAUAUUAAAUAUAUGUAUUGACUGUUCAUAACAAAAAAGUUAUUAUUAUUUACGGGAUUAUGUGCAAGAUACGAAACUGUUGACUGUGAGAUACGUUAUUAUACUUGAUGCAUUUUCGUUGAUGAAUAAGAGAUUUAAAAUGUUCACCUCAGAAUUGCUGACUUCGUGAUCGAAAUUGCCUUUUUUUUUUACCUAGUGGACCAUAAUAUAAUACGGCAGGAGUUAAUGAACUUUGUAUGAAAUGUAAAUAUGUAAAUAGUCGUACGACAAUAUUAUAUGUAUAUUUUGUUACGGUGAAAAGAGGUGAACUGUCAUAUUAUAUUGGUUAAGAGAGAGAGUAUUUAUGUUAUACAGACUGUUGUUGUGAUUUUUUCAUUUAUAAAAGUGGGUAUGUCUAGAGGGGCAGAAAUGGUUCCCAGCAGAGGCUAAGACUGGGGGAUAUGAUAUGCAUUGUCUUUACCAAAGUUGUUCAAACAAUAUGUUCAGUAUACGAUUAAUUUCACAUAAUGUUAUACCCAGUAGAUUAGAGUGUGUGAUAAAGUAUAAUCUAUUAUUGUACGCAAUAUUUAGUCAAAUUUUAUGUCUAUUGUUUUGAUUUCAAGUGUCGUUCCAGUUAUUUGUCAAGUCACAUUCUCACUUUUUUUUUGAUAUUCCAAACUCAGAUAUAUGUAUUGUAUUUUGAUACUGCUAUACUGAUAUUUUUCAAUAUAUUUUCAUAUGAAACAUUUUUUAUACAUUUACAAAAUGUAGUGUAACUGGUUAGAAUAUAGAGAAAAUGCUGUAUACAAGUUUAUAAGCAAUGAAAAUGACUGCCAGUAAAUGACUUUUUAAACAGGUUGUCUGAAUACAUCUAUUUUCUAGGAAUAAGCAUAAAUAGAAAUUUAGUCGAUUAAGAUGCAAUAGGGACUUGAAUAGGUUAUUUAACUGAUACUUAAUGCAUUUUUAAAUAUGAUUAUACAGAGAACUUUUGUCUCAAAAUAUUGUUAGACAGGCAUUGUCUUUAUUUGUGCUAAUAUAUAUCAAACUUAUCCAAUGUACAUAUUCAUUGUAAAUAUCUAUUUAAAUCAUUCAUCAACGAAAUACAUUCAUGUUAAAUAUUUAUGAGAUGGUACAGCCAUUCACUGUGCGAAUACUGAAAAUGCUGAAGCAGUUUGUGCGACUUUUGCCUUACAUAAUACUUUGUAUCAAUGUCAGUGAAAUUCCACUAAACUGAAUGAAAAACUGAA